This is a messenger RNA of Diatraea saccharalis (sugarcane borer), 1386 nucleotides long. The record is from the annotation of a GenBank genome assembly. Lineage: Eukaryota; Metazoa; Arthropoda; Insecta; Lepidoptera; Crambidae.
AUGGUGGAAGACGAACCGCAGAGACCAAAUCCGACAGAUUUCGAUAUAUUCUUACCCUGGGCUUGCCAGCAAUUGCAAUUACACACGAUGGUUCAAGUCGUCAGGGAGGAACAACAAGAGUACGUGAGCGCAACAACAUCUGAACGUACAAAAGUCAAAACGAAACCCAAAGCUAAAGAAGACACACAGACCGAUCUCGAUUCAGAAGUAGACCAACUCAACAGGAUGCCAGCUAUUACUUACGAAGACAUCUUAUACAUCAACGCUGUUUACAAUUACAAUAACAACUUGGUGCAAAUUAAAUUCGCCAACACAUGUACGAUACCGAGACUUGUCUUGAAAAUAAUAGGACUCAUAAUCAAAUACCACACCCACUUAACAUCCAUCAUUAUAAACAAAGGUAUCAACGAAUAUAGCAUGUAUGAACUUGGUAAGUUGCUUCCUCUCUCCAACAUAACAGAUAUAUGCUUGGAUGGGACUUAUUUGAAAAAUGCUAACUAUCAAUUAUUGUUUGAACAGCAAAGCUCUAUGCGUCAAUUAUCAUUAGCCAGAUGUAGCAUAGAUGAUGUUGUUUUAGAAGUUAUUGCUAAUGCAUUAAUACAUCCUUCUCCUGCAUCUAAAUUUUUAUCAAUAUUAAAUUUAUCAUCAAAUAUAAUCUCAGAUUCGGGAAUUAUAUCACUAGCUAAUGCAUUGAGAACAAAUAGGGCUCUAAAUUAUCUGAAUCUUUCUAAUAACAUGAUAAGUGAUCGAGGUAUGACAUGUAUACUGGACACAUUAGUAAGAUUUCCUCUGUCAUUAUCUGAGCUUGUCGCUUCUAGGUCUCGACAUAUAGAAUUUAUGAAAGAUAAAAGUGAACGAAUAAUGAAUUUAGCAACAGAAUUACGUUCAUAUGAUAUUGAUAAGCGAUCUAUAAAACAAAAAAGUAUGAAAACUCUUAAAAAGGGUAAAGUUUUAACAGAAAGAGAUACGUCUUUGAAAAACAUUAAUGAAAUAGAUAAUUCAAACCAAGAGGCAUUGUUUGAAAAGGCAACAGCCAUAGUUGAAGCUACCUUAGGCUCUUUCAAAGACCCUUUUAAUAAGAACAAUACUUUUGUAAAAGACAAUAUAACUUACUGUUUUGGAAAUAACAGCCUUUACUAUUUAAAUGUAUCUUACAAUAAUUGGAGCUAUUUGAGUUUGAAGAAGUUGUUGACCGUUCUGAUAUAUCAGAAAACGAUAAAUAGAAAACCUAGGGGCUUAAUUAACUUGUCUAUUGAAGGUAAUUUAAUUCCUGAACAUUGUAAAGAGUUGUCGUUAAUAGAUUCACUUUUAAAUGAAUGUCUGUCUUUGAUUCAACGUGAUGUAACCAUACCAAAGAAGAAAACAUUAACCAAAACGAAUAAAUAG